AUGCGACCGGCUUCCACAUCGGCAUUGCGCUUCGCCGUGCUGCUCUGCAUCUUCGCCUCAGUCGCUCUCGCCCUCGCACCGAACCCAGUCCACGUCUCUAGCAACAAGGCGCUCGUAGCCGAUGCCUCAGCGUUCGUCUCCAACGGAAUCGCAUCCCAACUACCCCCACAGGACCGCCGUCUGGUCACGUCAGACGAUCGCGACUCACCACCUCGCUUAGUGGAGAAGCUGUCUCCCAGCACCUUCGGCGUCUCCCCCAUCGAGGCUGCGUCGUUCAAUGUCAAGGCCGUUGCUCAUGUCGGCAUCAACAUCCUCCUCGACUUAGCCUCCUCUAAUAGUCUUGUCGGCUACCUAAUCGGCAAUGAGACGACCACCUUCACCAAGUCCGAAUCCACUGACGACGUCGUCAAGGAUGGCAGCGCCGCAUCAGGUCGACGACAGAUCACUGGCAUGAGCGUCGCCCUCGUCAUUGUCAUGAUCUUCUUCGCUGUCUGGAUGUAA
Messenger RNA from Ilyonectria robusta, 501 nucleotides. RefSeq lists its product as uncharacterized. NCBI's taxonomy places the organism in Eukaryota, Fungi, Ascomycota, Sordariomycetes, Hypocreales, Nectriaceae. The transcript is spliced from 2 exons. The record is from RefSeq and is a predicted model, not a curated record. Bases 1 to 501 code for a protein of 166 amino acids.